AUGGCUGCCGCAAAUUCGGAGGAUCAGAUGGUUCACAGCCACUCGCUUGAUGAUGAGACGGACACAGCGAUGGAGCCGCCGCUAGAUGAGUUUGACAUGUGGGACCACUACCAGGCUUCCACUGUAAGCGACUGUGCGAAGAAACGAGAAGCUGUGUCGCAGCUCCAGAAGUCCUUCCUCGACCAGUUGCACUCGGAAAUGGACGUCAACGCCGCUGCCGCAAAGGCGCUUCUCCACUUGAAAGCAAAGGCUUCGCUUGAGGAGUCAUUGAGGAGCAUGGAGACUUCAGAGGGUGUAGACGUUUCGCCCGCAUGUUCCUGGUUGGACUCGCCAGAGUCAUCCCCGAUGGCCGAAGUGCGCGAGCAGCACGUCAAGAUUUGUGACGAAGAUGAAAGGACCAUGGAGCGAGACAUGGAUGAGUUUGAUCUCAUGGCCCAACGCAGCGCUGCUUUCGAUUCCCUUCCGGAAGACCGCAAGAGAGCAAUCUCCGCGCUGCAGUCCGCUUUCCUCGCCACUCCACACGCAUAUGAAGCAUCGAGUCUCAUGUGGAUAGUUGGAUUCUGCCAGGUGGGCUUAGGUUUUUCCAGAAAGCUUUAG
Molecule: messenger RNA, 597 nt
Organism: Symbiodinium pilosum
Lineage: Eukaryota; Dinophyceae; Suessiales; Symbiodiniaceae
Source: the annotation of a GenBank genome assembly